Molecule: messenger RNA, 2076 nt
Organism: Beauveria bassiana ARSEF 2860
Lineage: Eukaryota; Fungi; Ascomycota; Sordariomycetes; Hypocreales; Cordycipitaceae
Product: fungal specific transcription factor
Exons: 5
Coding region: 1-2076 (691 amino acids)
Biological process (GO): regulation of DNA-templated transcription; DNA-templated transcription
Cellular component (GO): nucleus
Molecular function (GO): zinc ion binding; DNA-binding transcription factor activity, RNA polymerase II-specific; DNA binding
Source: RefSeq, a predicted model, not a curated record
AUGGAUAGCACUCCCUCGAGAGCUGCACGGAACCGGCUGUCCUGCAGCGAGUGCCAGCGCAGGAAGCAAAAGUGGCCGUGCAAUCACUGUUUGAAGCGCAAAGUCGCGGACAAGUGCCGUUUUUCCUUGCCCGCCGCGAAUGCGCCGGCCGAGGCAUCGACGGCGUUGGACAGCCGCAAGCGGCAGGCCAGUCCAGACGAGGCUCAUAAGAAUGUUAUAUCGUCCGACUUUCCGCCCGGCAGCUUGGGAUACAGUACGGCGGACCUGCUCGCUGGCCUUGGCCUCGAAGACAAGGCAUGCUUCCGGAGCUCCUACAGCGCGGCCACUGAGACUGACAACCAAGCUAGAAAGAUGCGCCGGAUGACAAGCAGUACUGGACAGACGCUGCGCCAUGUCCUGCACUCGCUCCUUCGCAUAUUUUUCCAGGACAUCAACAACCAGUUCUAUAUUCUGUAUCCAGCUGCAUUCUUUGACGAGUAUCAGGUUUGGUGGACCAGAGUGGAAGAAAAGAGACCACUUGCCCUCCAGUUCACUGCUCUGCUCUUUACCGUUUGCGCUUGCUCGAUUCAGCAUGCCGAUCAAUCUCUCAAGGCCGUUCUUGAACGAGACAUGGGUGAUAUCGAGAGUUUGUCAGAAAAGUACCACAGCCUUGCACGAGAACUGGGAAGCGUGGUGCCACCUGGAUACAGCCAUCUACAUAGCUGUCAGAGCAUGCUUCACUCGUCGUACUGGUACAUUUCACAAGGCAAAUACUCCGAGGCAUGGCAUGCACUCAGUGCCGCUGCCCGAGAAUGCCAGACACUCGUAAAAGAGAAGGACGCUGCUUUUCAUCAACUGCCUUCCUUCGAACGCGAGAUGAGACGAAGACUGUGGUGCAUCAUCCAGAUUCUAGACUGGCAGAUAUCUGCUGGCCUGGCGCGCGCAACUAUCGUCAAUUGGUCCGCUGUAGAAGUCGUGCUCCCAUCUCUGACAAUGGAAGCAUUCUCACCAUCACCCAUGCUGCAUAUGAAGAUACAAUCGCAGCUGAUUUCACAAUUGGCUGCCACGUAUCCAAACGACAAAACUAACAUGGAAUUGAGCACAAUACGACAGUACCAAAGCACAGUUGAAGCCUGGGCGAAAGCUUUCCCUCGUGUUUACGCCUUUGAGAAUCCAGACACGCUGAAGGAUGCGGCAAAUCCCUGGAUCAUCUUCAAUCGGUUUUACCUGUACACAAUGGCUUACUUUCUGCUUCUCGCCUCAUUUCGACCAGUGAUGCUCAAGGGGUACACCUCUGCCUUGUCGGAAGAAGAGCGAGGUGUCUGCUUCGAUGGUAUUAGGUACUGCGUGAAGAACAUGCGAGUUGCGGUUCUCUGGGCUGAUCAUGUCGACCGGCAUGGUGGUGGCUACCAUUUCAUGAUCGGCUCGGCCUUUGAUACCGCUGUACUUUUAUGCACGUGCAUCAUGAAAGACGCGGAGAACAGUAUGACCAAAGAAGCCGAAAUCUACGAGGAACUCGACAAUGCGGUGUCAUUGUUCGCUCGACUUGCCCACACGUCUUCCAUUGCUAAGUUUGCUUCCGAUACUGCGGCUCAGCUAGUCUCCAAGCUGCAGCGUCCUAAUGCGGUGCGCAAAGCGCAAAAGCGACGAAAAGUGAAUAUUAAUGCGGUAUCGCCAGCACCAAUCGUUGAGGCAGGCCGGCUCGCUCCUAGCCCUGCAUUGGUCGAAGGAGUCGGCUCGGAGACAUCGUCAGAACAGCUGAACCGAGAUGACUUGACGCCAGAGAGCAUAUCAGACGACUGGCAGGGAUCCAUUGAUAGCGUGCGGGGGAAUACUUCUCUCAGUAACUCCGAAGCGAGCCUGGGCGCCAUUGACGAUUCGCUGUCGCCCUGGCCGAUGGAGAGCUACGACGAGGCGACAGCUCAGGGAGGAACAGUCACUCUCAGCGAUGGGUUUCAGCUCAUACUGGAAGAGCAAGCGGCAGAUGACCUUGCAGAUCAGGCAGUUAAUGUCGAUGACUUUGCGUCUUUGUGGGAUUGGGAGGCCCUUGGCCUUGGGACCUAUCCGCUAGGAAGACACCCUGAAUUCGAAAAUUGA